UUUAGAAUUUUAGUGUUCUUAUGUCCAAACGCCCACUAAAUCUGUAAUCCUCUUCCUUCAGUGUGGAAAAAGGAAAAGUGGUCAAGUCAGAGUCGAGUAGUCCCCACAGUAGACUAGUUCCAUUUUUGGCAUCGGCGAUUCAUCUUUGUGAAGUAAAGAGAAAUGAGUGGUGGUGGAGAAGGGGAAGGGUCUACAUUGGAAUUCACACCUACUUGGGUGGUGGCCGCCGUCUGCACCGUCAUCGUUGCCAUCUCUCUUGCCGCUGAACGCUUCCUCCAUUUCCUUGGAAAGUAUCUGAAGAAGAAGAAUCAGAAGCCUUUAUAUGAAGCCCUACAGAAAGUUAAAGAAGAGUUGAUGCUUUUGGGGUUUAUAUCCCUGUUAUUAACGGUGCUUCAAAGUAGCAUAGUCAAGAUUUGUGUCCCUGAAGAUGUUGUCUUGCACUUACUUCCAUGUUCAUUAUCCGAGACGAAUGAAGCUGCUCAUGCUAGUCCUGGAUCAGAACAUCAUCGCCGUUUGUUGGCUGAAGAAGCAGCUGCUGCUGGCUAUUGCAGUGCAAAACACAAGGUCCCACUACUAUCUCUUGAAGCGUUGCAUCACCUUCACAUUUUUAUCUUUGUCCUUGCGAUUGUUCAUGUGACUUUCUCUCUUCUGACAGUUGUAUUUGGAGGAGCAAAGAUACGUCAGUGGAAGCACUGGGAGGACAGCAUUGCAAAAGAUAAUUAUGAGACUGGGCGUGUUCUAAAACCACCGGUCACACAUGUCCAUCAACACGAUUUCAUCAGGGACCGAUUUGCUGGUUUGGGCAAACGUUCAGCCAUUUCUGGUUGGUUGCACUCUUUCUUUAAGCAAUUUUAUGGUUCUGUCAGCAAGUCGGAUUAUGCUGCCCUGCGUUUGGGGUUCAUUAUGACACACUGCAAGCAAAAUAAAAAAUUUAAUUUUCACAAGUACAUGAUUCGGGCUCUGGAAGACGAUUUUAAGACUGUUGUCGGCAUCAGUUGGUAUCUCUGGGUAUUUGUUGUCAUCUUCUUGUUUCUGAAUGUUAAUGGUUGGCACACGUAUUUCUGGAUUGCGUUCUUUCCUUUUAUUCUUCUGCUUGCUGUUGGCACAAAGUUGGAGCAUGUAAUUAUACAGUUAGCUCAUGAGGUAGCAGAGAAGCAUGUUGCCAUAGAAGGUGAAUUGGUGGUAACACCUUCUGAUGAACACUUCUGGUUCAACCGCCCUCAAAUUGUCCUCUUCUUGAUACACUUUAUCCUCUUCCAAAAUGCUUUCGAGAUAGCAUUCUUUUUCUGGAUAUUGGUGCAAUAUGGCUUUGAUUCCUGCAUAAUGGGACAAGUUGGUUUCAUUGUUCCUCGGCUUGUUAUAGGGGUAAUCAUUCAGGUAUUAUGCAGCUAUAGCACGUUGCCUCUUUACGCUCUUGUUACACAGAUGGGUACCCAUUUUAAGAAAUCAAUAUUUGAUGAGCAUAUUCAAGUUGGUCUUCUUGGCUGGGCAGAGAAAGUGAAGAGGAAAAAGGGAUUGAAGGCGGCUACGGAGGGCUCCAAUCAAGGAAGUUCAACUGAGGGUUCCAGUGUAGGAUUACAGAUGUUAGGAAUCGGGCGAAAGGAACCACCAGCUAAUGGAGCUUAAGCUAAUUUAUUAGGAACUGAAUCCUGCAACCUUUGCCUGUAGGUGAAUUUUGCAUUUUGGUAGUAACGUUGCCUCGGAUCACAUUGUUGUUUAUAGGGGAUUGUGAUUCUAUAUCCAAGCUGAAAGUUAAAGCUUCUAAAUUCAUCAUAUGUAUUAUAAUACUGCUUGAUUAAGAAAAGAAAGAGAAUUAAAAUGUUGCUAGUCCGUUUGAAUCUGCGAUGAUUU
Nicotiana attenuata is the source of this 1851-nucleotide messenger RNA. RefSeq names its product MLO-like protein 1. NCBI's taxonomy places the organism in Eukaryota, Viridiplantae, Streptophyta, Magnoliopsida, Solanales, Solanaceae. Bases 163 to 1626 code for a protein of 487 amino acids. The transcript has 14 exons. The record is from RefSeq and is a predicted model, not a curated record. Gene Ontology annotation, cellular component: membrane. Gene Ontology annotation, biological process: defense response.